Molecule: messenger RNA, 1508 nt
Organism: Phascolarctos cinereus (koala)
Lineage: Eukaryota; Metazoa; Chordata; Mammalia; Diprotodontia; Phascolarctidae
Source: RefSeq, a predicted model, not a curated record
GGAAGGAACCAAGGGCUUAGCAGGGCCACAGGCCCCAGCUGCUAUCUUAUGGCUCCUCGGCGAAGGCGCAAGAAGCACUCUGCACCGGUGGCUUCCCGAACUCAGGUGGCCUUGUCUUCUCCAGUCUCAGGUCCCAGCAUUGAUGCACUUGGCUUUGUCUCUUUGGAGAGUAAUGUCCCUGGCCUGUCCCAGGUUAUCCUUCAGAAGCUGAACAUGAAGAGCUAUGAGGAAUACAAGGCAGUGGUGAAUGGGGAAAGCCCUGGGUCGGGCUUUGGGAUCCACAGUCUCAGUGACAUGUUCCAGCGCCUGGAAGACACCUUCCAAUUCUGUGCCCAGUGCAGAGUGCUUCCCAACCAGCUCUCUGACUCUAAGAUCUUGCGACGCUGUAAGAGGUGCAGAAAUGUGUAUUACUGUAGUCCUGAGUGCCAGAGAGCAGACUGGCCAGUACACAAGAGGGUCUGUUGGGAACUUCGGCUUGUGGCUAUAGACCGGCUGGUGGAGUGGCUAGUGGUCACAGGUGACUUUUCCCUGCCUUCAGGGCCUUGGCCAUGGCCACCAGGGGCUGUUCGGGACUGGGAUACCUGGUUUUCAAUGUGGGGAGCACAGCUGGAUACCAUGCUGGAAUCUGUACUGGCUAGUCACGCGAUGUCUACCUUGUGGGACAGUGUGGGGCGACCACGGCCCGACCCAGAUAGUCUACGGGGCUCCCUGCGAAGGCUUCUGACAGACACCCUUUCUCAGCCCCUGACAGUGGGAUUAGGGCUACGGACAUUGGUGGGGAAUACAGCAAAGCUGGGAGGGAUCACAGUGCAUGUGGUGGGUGCUUCCCAUGUAGAGACUUUCCUUACUAGCCAUGGGGCCUAUGAAGAGCUUCAACAUAUGUUUCCUGGAUCUGGUGGCCUCCACGUAGUUAUGGUUGGUGUGGACUUGGCUGUGGAGUCCCUCCCACAGUUCACCUCAGUCCUACCCGCAACUCCUGCUACGAUUCAGCUCAGCAGCUACAGGGGCCUCUAUCAUGACUUCUGGGAAGAACAAAUAGAGAUGGGUCAGGCAGUCUCUCCAGACCUUGUAGCAGGGUUUCAUCCAGGUUUCCACGCAAGCCAAGACUUGAUGGCUGGCUGGUUGCCCACCCUACUGCUGCUUCGAGAUUAUGAGAUCCCCACUAUCUUCACUGUGUAUAGUCAACAGGAGCUGACAGCCUCUCUGCAGAUCCUCAUGGAACUGGAGAUUCGAAUCAUUGCAUAUGGAGAUAACCCUUUCGCUUCCCUUAAACCUGAACAAGCCUAUACCAACCCCAACAAGCAGCCUGUGUACUGCAGCGCCUACUACAUCAUGUUUCGGGGGACUUCCCACCAACUGGAUGGAGAGGAAGCAGUAGGGAAAAUGGAUAGUAGUAUUUAAAAAGCUGAUCUACAGUCUGUCUGGACAGCUGGGGACACUUUACAAACAUCAUCUUAUUAGUGUCUCACAACAACCCUUGGAGGGGCUUUUAUUAUCCUUAUUUUGUA